Brassica rapa (field mustard) is the source of this 5979-nucleotide messenger RNA. RefSeq lists its product as uncharacterized. The record is from RefSeq and is a predicted model, not a curated record. Gene Ontology annotation, biological process: negative regulation of cell population proliferation. NCBI's taxonomy places the organism in Eukaryota, Viridiplantae, Streptophyta, Magnoliopsida, Brassicales, Brassicaceae.
UAUAUAUACGUGUGUGUGUGUGCCAUGAUCAAUUUUAUACUGGAUAAAUGAUUAAAUUAAUUCUUAAUGACUGUCACCAAAUGCAAAAGUAAAUAAAUGAAAUAUAAGAUAUUGGAAUUGUUGUGGUUCUAAACAUAUUGGUAUUUUUUCUGGCUAUGUAAUGUUCUCGUAAGUUCCUUGUUCUUCUCAAUAAAAUUAUUAGAUGAUCGAAAAAAAAAACAUAUUGGUGUUUGCUGUUUUCAUUAAUUUUAGCUCGUCGUAACAACUCUGAUUUUUAAGUGGCAGUAGUAUCACUGGUACACGCUAUUUGUGAGUUGAAAAAAUUGGCACAGGUUUUGGAAUGGUGGAUAUAUGAUUUAUUAUGAGUGGUUAAUAACCACAUGCCAUUUCACCUAAUAUAAUAGUGUUCACAUCAAAUGAAAUGUUGAAAGCAUGAUAGUAAAUAAAACAUUUUUAAUAAUUUGAUAGAAAACGACUUAUUAUUCACUUUAGUUGGUUAAUACAUUAAAAUGAAAAGUAGUGGAAACUAGUCUACCAGACCGUUCCGAUAUGCUCUUAAGAUUCUACCAUCUUUUACGUAAUUUAGUAUCCCAUUUCAGAUGAGUUUCUUAUAAAACGGUUCAUUAACAAUCUAUAAGAAGAGACUUCUUCUUUUCCUUUUGACAGUAUUAUGUGUACAAAGUAGUGAAGUGCUAAUACAUAUAUAGUACUCCCAUAUAUGUGUGUGUGUGAAAACAAUGAAAGUUUAAGACUGGACCAACGAAAAAUGUUGUUGGCCAACGUUUGAAAUUGAGAGGGAUGGACCAAAGGAGCGAUGGUGGCACAUGUUGAGGGGGUUGGCAGAAUGUGAAGAUUGGAUAGGGUGAUGGAGUUAUUAACAUAAUAUGGGUGUAUGUGUAUAUAUAUAGAUUAUAGAGUGCAGUUGUUUUCAAUAACAUGGUCUUCUUUUGUUUGGUUAUGGUGAGGCAAAAUAAUUUGAUGUGAGAUCAAGUGGCCUCAAAAUGAAGAGAAUCUAUAAAGAGUGGUUUGUGGUCAUACACAUAUCAAUAUAUUCAUGUCCAUGUGAAUGUCACCUUCAUCAUCGGUGUACAUGUGACGAAGAUGACUAACUAUCAACUAGUCAUGUAUUCUUAGAACAAGUGAGUCUCUUCAAUCAUGAAUGUAUGACCAAUGUAUCCAAAUUAAUUGAACUUUCAUGUAUUUUUUAUAUAUAUUUUGAUCACAUGCUAAUGACUUUGGACAUAGGAGUGCUUAGGAUAAUAAGAUGAUCACUGGAAACGUAUUGAGUUGAAAUUGAUCGAAACUAUUUACGAUUAGUUGCUCUAUUUCAUUAAACAAAUUCAAAGCAUAGCCAAAUAUAAACUCAGAGCUGAUAUGUAGAUAAAUCCGUGGUUGCUAAUUCUAAAAAUUUAGGUUUUAAGGAAUAUACAAACCGACUGAGUAAAGCUAUUCGGUCUGGACCGGUUAAGCAACUUAAAAGAAGCGGGCUACAACAGAAAGCUAGAAACUAAUGAUUGAGGUGGGAGCAGAAGAGGCAUGCAAAUGUAGGCAUCACUUAUGACAGGUGAAAUAUGAAAAAAUAAUUCUUUAAUAUAUAAUCUUUGUCUUUUCUUUUUCUUCUUGCAGUUUUUUAUAAUUAUUUUUGUAUUUUCUUUUGUCUAUUUUGUUGUUCAUCUGUUAAAACUUUUACCCACAAAAUUCAAAUUUGAGCAGAUUCUUUUUUUUUUCAGAGAGCAGAUUCUUUCUUUUUAGUGUUUUGCACAGCAGUUUCUCUUUUUUUUCCCGCCGAUACUUACGAACCACUUUUUCAAUGUGAUAAAACUAGAUUCAUCGCAGGUUAGUACAUAUUCAUGUGAAAAUUUAUUUGUUUGACCCCUUUUAUAAGAGUUUCAGACAAAUUGUGGAUGAUAGGAUAUUUAUAGGCUAAGUAAAAAUUAAAAGCAGAUUUUUUUUUUUGUUAAAAAGUACUACUUUACUUGUAUUUUGUUUAAAAGUAUUUAAAAUUGGUGGAAUUCAUAUCUUAAAAUUUGUGAUCGCGUAUGAGCUGGGAAACUAAUGGACAAAUGAACUAGUAAGUUUAAUUUGUGUGAGAUUAGACUAUGACUAUGAGUAAUCUGGGAAACCAAUGGGCCAAUAAAACAGUAGUUUCUUCAGCUUACUUGUAAGGCCCGGUUCUGACUAUAUACAUGAACAAAAAUAAACAAAAGUUUUUGUUUGUCUUAAAAUUCCAUGUAAGAUUGUAUCUCUAAAAAGAGAUUUCACACAGAAAGUCCUAUAGUAGUUAAUAACUAGAGAGAAAUAUCUUCAAUUCCUAUAGUUAAUAACUAGAGAGAAAUAUCUUCAAUUCUGUAACAGAUGUAUUUAUAUAUCAAUACUUAUAUGUGAGGUGUCCACUACUUCCAAGAUAUCGGAUGCUUCAUAAAACAGAAACUAAUCACCCUACUAUAAAGUCUCUAAACAAUGAUUAGUUAACCAAACUUUUUAUAACAAAGACGAAACUAGUACUUCAUGCGUUGAACCGUACUGUGUUUUUAAUCGCGGACACAAUCUUUGAUUAAUCCAAGGCAAAGAUACGGCCUAAUGAUAUUUAAAUCAUGUUCAAGUUCACUGUUACAUCUACUCAAUAAUUUGUGUGCAAAAAACUAUCAAUAAGAAAAUUAAUCACAUCAGCAUUAGUCAGGGGGCAAGAUAAACAAGUUGUCUGGAUUAUGCCAAACAGUAAGCAUGCAGUCACGCUAUUGUCACGUGUUGUUGGCUCUACAUCAUAUCCUUCGCUACCUUUUUUGAUUUACAUUUCUCGAUUAUAUUUUUUAUUGUUUAAUAACACAAGUAUUUUGAACGGGUGUACAAGUGGUUUUUACAGAAACAGAAAGUUAUUUCAAGUGGAUUGGGAAACGAGGGAACAUCAUGAACUUGGGAGAAACAAUUUCAUGACUUGUCUCUGUUCAGUUAUUUUUUGCUUCAAAAUAUUGCCUCUUUUGGUCGGCCAAAAGCAUUACAUUAUUGAUAAGUCCUAGUAACUUACUGGUAUUAAAGUUUAUUUAACAUUUUACCAAAAAAAAAAAAAACUUACUGGUAUUAAAAUGUGUCUUCUGAAUUAACUGUCUUCUGAAAAUUCAAACUGAUGUUUUUUUACUUCUUGCAAGGACUACAUCAAAAUAUAUAUGGGCAUAACAUCUAGUUGAGAUAUGUCCACCAAAUUUUGACUGUCUAUUAAAACUAAAUACAAUUACUUCCGUAUAUCAUAAAGUUCGGUUUUGAAAAGUACAUAUGAAAAAUAGAACUAGUGUAUGGUGACCACUGAAUAAAUAGUUCCCCGUAUAUUAUGCUCUGGUAUAUUGAAAUGGAAUUAAUUAAAUUGGCAGCAAAAGAAACAUGUCUAAUACAUUAAAAUCAUUAAGUUGUAUGGUUCAGAACUGGAGACUUUGUAGCAAGGCCAGGUUCAACUUAUGCUUGAUUGCAUGGUGGAACACGAGAAAAGACACGUGGUAUUGUGUUUUACAUGCACUUAGUUUGAUAGCCGUAUUAGUCUGGUUCAAUUGACAAGACUAAUGAGCCCAAGUUCCAAUUUUGUUGGGUUUGAUGAAGUCAUUAGUAUAUAUUUAUCCGUUUUUAUUUAAGUUUAUUUUAGGAUUUUCGCGUAUAUAAUUUGUUUUACCAAUCAUAUUAGUGCACUUUUAAAUUUAUACACCAUAUUCAAAUCUCUCUAGUUAGUAGAAAUAAUUUAAUAGGAUUAAAACUGAUAUUUUGUUUGAUCAUCUGCAUUAAAUACAGUUAUUUAAAAAAUAUAAUCAUAUAUAUAUUUUAUCUCAUAUUUAAUAGGAUCAUUUUUGGUUUUAUAUAGUGAAUGCCAAUAUAUUUUAUAGUUAGUAAUUUGUAUUGCAUUUUGGGUGAUUGAUGUGUAUAUAUAUAAUAUUAACUGAAAAAUGUAACCAUGCAUGCAUUGCACCAAGUUCCCUCUAUAUAUAUACACCUCCACAAGUGAAUUCUCCUUCAAAUCAGUUCUCAUCUAUCCAAAGCGCUUUCUUCUAUAUCAGUCUAAAAUUACCAAAAAACAAUAUUGCGUUUUCGCUUACUUCUUAAAAAGAUAGAAACAGGUCUCAUUACCUACGACAACUGUUCACCCAUUGUUAUAUCAAAUUGUGUCAGAUUAUGGAAACAAAGAGGGUCAUGAUGAGCUCAGAGAGAUCAAAGCAGAAGAAGAGAUCAAUAUGUAGAAGAUUGGGGAAGCAUAUUAAAGAACAGAAGGGAAGGAUUUACAUCAUCAGAAGAUGUGUGGUCAUGCUCCUUUGCUGGCAUGAUUGAUCGGAAAUAAAAGUUUUCGAACCGUGCCAGGUUCAAAUGUAUGUAUGCACGUACCACACGUUGAGUAUGUGUGCAUGUGGGUUACUAAAUGAGGGAAGAGUGGUGUUAGAGGUAGGGUGAAAACCGGUUUGCUUGGUUUAAUUUUGUGAGUUCUACCGAAUUGUAUAUAUAGUGACCUCAACCGUUUCGUUGGUUGUUUUUAAACUAAUAUUUACAUUAUGCAAUGGCUUAUAUAUUGAUUCAUCAAUAUUAAAGUACUAUAUCGUAUUCUAUAAUGUGAUAUCAGAUUGUCUAGAGAUGUAAAAUAUCAAUAUGAUAGAUUUGGAUUCGAGACCACUAGUACAACCAUCACUGUUGAUUAUAAAACUACUAGUUAUGAAAAUGAGAUCCGACCAUAGGUGUGUCAAGAAAUUAAAAGAGUAAUAUUUUCUUUUAAUGUCUAUGAUGAUUCUCGAGUACCAUGUAUCGGUUUGUUUUUAACCUCGUCCAUGUCCCUCUUUCUUAUAAAUUUGUCAAAAACUUCAAAUUAUUUUGGAUGCAGUAAGCCAUUUGAAUGAGUGACUGGAAUCCAGUUUACGGCAAGGAAACUUUUCGUGUGCGACAAUCAAAAUAAUUGUCUCGCGUCACAAUUACACUUUUUAGGUCAAAUAUUAAACUUGAACAACUUGGUACCAGCUAGCUCAUCUCCCAACUGAUACCACCUAGACCUAGUCAUAACCAACAGUCUCCACGUUAGAUUCGACAUACCUCGUGAAUUUUCAGCUCAACUUGUAGCUUCUCCCAAGGUCACCCAAAAAUCGCAAGAAAACCUAAUUUCUUUUUUUCAGGUUGAUAUUUUUAAGCGAAUAUUCAAUAUAACUCACGGUUUAGAAUUCUAAUUAAUGCCAUGUAGUUUUGAUCCAAAACAAAGCCAUGUAGAGGCGGCUUAGGAGGAGACAGGCAGUGCGCCACCCCGUACCAGCCCUAACCCGAUGUCUCCCAUAUAAUAAAAAUUAAAGGUUCUGAUUUUGUAUAUAUAUUUUUUGUACAAAUUUAAUCUAUUUCAAACGAAAUUGGAUGUCUAUUUUUUUUUCAUCACAAACUUACAAAAAUAUUACUUAUAACGUUUUUUUUUAGAAAAAAUUAAAACCUAAAUUUAGGAGUACAAAAUUACUUUUGCCCUAUGGCUCAUCAAAAUAUUGAGCCGGUUCUGAUGUCAUGUAGUUCUUUAAGAUAUCUCAAAUCGCAUCGUUUCAUUUAACGGGUAUCGAAGGGUUUAACGUUUCCUUGGAGGUUUAAGUCUGAUACGUCAAUAUAAAUUGUUUAUAGAAAUGGUCCGUGGAGGCUACUCACAUUAACAUGCGUGUUUGCUUGCGAUAUUUUAAAAUUCGAAUGGUAGCCCAGUAAUAUUAUUUGGGCUUCAAAACAAUAGCCCAAUAAUAUUUAUUCUUUCUUGGGCUCGUCUUAAAAUCGUAAACUUUUAUUCCAAUCACGAACGUAUAAAUGAAAAUUUGACAACAAAAUAAUCAAGAACAAGAGUUUGGUAAUAGAAACAUGUCUAGAAUACAAAGGGAAUAAGAGCUUUGACAUGCUUAGGGAAGUCAUCAAACUUGGAAAGAUACCAUCUUCUCGUAGCAUAGCUCCGACCAAUGAGAUAGAAAGUUGUUCCCAUGGCGAAAGAAAACGAGUAAAUGG